This is a messenger RNA of Pedinophyceae sp. YPF-701, 891 nucleotides long. The record is from the annotation of a GenBank genome assembly. Lineage: Eukaryota; Viridiplantae; Chlorophyta; Pedinophyceae.
AUGCGCCAGGCGCUGUAUCUGCAUGGUGGGCGAGCAGGCCGCCUGGUUGGAGGGGUCUGUGCGAGGGCUGUCGCCAUGACGAGUGGCGCAGCUGGUGCCGGUGCCGAGGACGCCCAGCACGUGCUUAAGAAGCGCCGUUUGAGCGCCUCGGGCGAAGCACCGGCUCAGGAUCCGCGCGCGAAGAUGUGGCUGCCGCGUGCGGUCCCUACGCGCGGCCCCGGGACCAGCGCUGCGGUUCCCCGCUCUGGGCCGUACGCGUUCGAGCAAGGCGGGACGGGCAGGCUUGAAAUCAGCGAGGGAUCGUGGGUGAUCUACAAGCCGGGGUUCUUCCCGCCGGACGAGUGCAGGGAGGCGUUUGAAACGUUGCGGAAGGAGGUCAACUGGCAGCAGCGAGAGCUCACCAUCGUCGGCAGGAAGGUGAUGCAGCCUCGCCUGGUUGCGCUGGCCGCGGACGACCCGGACUUCCGCUACACGUAUAGCGGCAUGACGCUGGUCCCAGACGCCUUCCAUCCCGAGGUUGACAGGCUGCGCCGUGCCGCGGAGGAGGCGUCGGGCGCGAAGUAUAACUCCGUGUUGCUCAACUUCUACAGAUCGGGGAAAGACCACAACAGCUGGCACGCCGACGACGAGUCGCUGUACGGAGAGAGCCCAACGAUCGCGAGCAUCUCCCUGGGCAUCCCUCGUGAGUUUCAGAUGAAGCGGCGGGCCUCGCGGGGAGCGGCGGGCGACGUGAGCGGCCCGGGCACCCGCCUGACGUGGACCCUCGGCCCCGGCGACCUCCUCGUGAUGGGCGGGCGCUGCCAGACGGACUGGCUGCACCGCAUCCCGCAGCGCAAGCAGCUCGAGGGCGAGCGCAUUAACCUCACGUUCCGCCUCGUCGUGGACCGGUAG